CGAGCGGCGAAGGCAAUGUCGCGCUUGCGCAGUGCCGUUCUGUGCGUGCGGCUGGGCAGGAAGGAUCUCCACGGUUGCGGACGGCUGGCCGGGAAAGCACUUACUGUCAUGGCGGCAGCCGAAGUGGGAUUAGACGGCGGCGCGGCCAAUGCCGGCAUGAGGCCGGACGCCGGGACGCAGCGGGCAGAACUCAUGCCACUAUUGGGGGUGGCUCUGCGACCGGGAGAGUCCUGGUUCCUAAUUGACAGCCGGUGGUUCAAACAAUGGAAGAAAUACGUGGGCUUCGACAGUUGGGACCUGUACAACGUUGGAGAGCCCAAUCUCUUUCCAGGACCGAUUGAUAACUUGGGCCUAUUCGCAGAUUCAGAAGCUCAGACUCUGAAAGAGCAUCUCAUUGAUGAGUUGGAUUAUGUGUUAGUGCCUACUGAAGCCUGGAAUAAACUAGUAAAUUGGUAUGGCUGUAUAGAGGGACAGCUACCAAUUGUGAGAAAAGUUGUGGAGUAUGGUCUGUUUGUGAAGCACUGUAAAGUAGAAGUUUACCUUUUGGAGUUGAAGUUGUGUCAGAACAGUGAUCCUGCUAAUCUUGUGAGCUCUUAUUUCAGCAAAGCAGACACUGUUGCUACCAUCGAAAAAGAAAUGCGAAAGCAAUUUAGUGUUCCUGAUGGGAAAGAAAUUAGGCUGUGGAGCAGAUACAUGAGUAAUACCUAUGAGCAGCUAAGCAAACUUGACAGUACUAUACAAGAUGCGGGGCUGUAUCUGGGACAGGUAGUGUUAAUAGAAGUGAAGAAUGAAGAUGGUACAUGGCCCAGGCAAUCUUCUCUGACAAAAUCAAGCACUGCAACAAGCAGAAAUCUAGCUACCUCUUCAAAAUCAUCAACAAGCUCUUGCUCCUCAAUAGUUGCCUCUUCAACCAUUGUAAAUGGUGAUAGCAAUAACUCCUAUAGCUUGAACUGCUCCAGCCUUGGCAAAGGAGGCUCUAGCUUUUCUUGUAACUCCUACAACAACAGGGAGAGCCCUCUUCAGUCACAGCCUGGUCUCUGUGGGCUUAGUAACCUAGGAAAUACGUGUUUCAUGAACUCUGCUUUACAGUGUUUGAGUAACACCCCUCCAUUGACUGACUAUUUCCUGGAAGAUGAGUAUGAAGCUGAAAUAAAUCAGGAGAAUCCUCUGGGAAUGAGAGGAGAAAUUGCAGAAGCAUAUGCAGAGCUCAUCAAACAGAUGUGGUCUGGGAGGCACUCUCACGUGGCCCCCCGCAUGUUCAAAACCCAGGUUGGCCGCUUUGCUCCUCAGUUUUCAGGGUACCAACAACAAGAUUCCCAGGAGCUCCUGGCCUUUCUUCUAGAUGGCUUACAUGAAGAUCUAAACCGAGUAAAGAAGAAACCUUACUUGGAGUUGAAGGAUGCUAAUGGCAGGCCUGAUUCGGUGGUAGCAAAAGAAGCUUGGGAGAAUCAUCGAUUGCGUAAUGACUCUAUAAUUGUAGAUAUUUUUCAUGGUCUCUUCAAAUCUACAUUGGUUUGCCCUAAAUGCUCUAAAAUUUCUGUGACUUUUGACCCUUUUUGCUACUUAACUCUUCCAUUGCCCUUGAAAAAAGAUCGAACCAUGGAGGUUUUCUUGGUUUUUGCAGAUCCAGAGCACAAACCUACUCAGUAUAGGGUGGUUGUGCCAAUGAUGGGGGGUGUAUCUGACCUGUGUGAUGCACUCUCAAAACUCUCUGGGAUUCCUGCAGAAAAUAUGGUGGUGACAGAUGUUUAUAAUCACCGAUUCCACAAAAUUUUCCAAUUGGAUGAAAGCUUAAGUCAGAUUAUGCCAAAGGACAACAUCUUUGUAUAUGAAGUUUGUAAGCCAACUGAAGAUGGUGCUGAAUGUGUCACUCUUUCAGUUUACUUCAGAGAAAAGAAAGCAAGACAGUCCAGCGCUACACCAGGGACUGUUCUGUAUGGCCAACCACUACUCAUAGCUAUACCCAGACACAAGCUCACCCUAGAUUACUUGUACAAUGUUAUAUUGGAGCGGAUUAGCCGCUAUGUAAAACUGCCUUUGAAGGAAGAAUAUUCUGAUGUAUGUCCAGAUAGUGAGGCCUGCAAUGGCUCCAGUGGUGUGUGUGAAGGUGAAGUUGAAGCGAUGGAACAUCAGAAUGGAGAGGAAGGCAAUAAGGAAAAAAUACCAGAAACAGAUGCCUGCAAGUCAGAGGGCUGCAUGCAGGAUGAAAAAGAGGGCCUGCACCGCAGAAAGCAUCUCUUCAGCUUCAGUGUUGUGAAUUCCUAUGGGACAUCAGAAAUAAACUCCCUUACUACAGAGGGGAAAAUCCUCAAGUUGAGUUCUCAUGCUACUCUUGCUAUUGACUGGGAUUCUGACACCAGGAAGUUGCUUUUUGAUGAACAUGAGGCACAGGCAUUUGAAAAACACAGCAGUAUGUUUCAGCCACAGAAGAAGAAAACUACUGUAGCUCUUAAAGAUUGCAUAGAACUGUUCACUACUAUGGAAACACUUGGUGAACAUGAUCCCUGGUACUGUCCUAAUUGCAAGAAACAUCAGCAAGCCACUAAGAAAUUUGACCUCUGGUCACUUCCUCGUAUUUUGGUAGUGCAUUUGAAACGCUUCUCAUACAACAGAUACUGGAGGGAUAAACUUGACACUGUGGUUGAAUUCCCUAUCAGGGAUUUGAACAUGUCUGAGUUUGUUUGUGACCCAGCAGCAAGCCCAUAUAUGUAUGAUCUCAUUGCUGUUUCCAAUCACUAUGGAGGCAUGGGUGUGGGCCACUGUCAAGAGGUGUCUGUUCCAGGGGCUGAAGGUGCCUGCCCUGAGCUGUGGCAUAGGGAUCUGGAGAUGCACGAUACUGCAUAUGCUAAGAAUAAAGUCAAUGGCAAAUGGUACUACUUUGAUGAUAGCAGUGUGUCUCCAGCAUCCGAAGAGCAAAUAGUGACAAAAGCAGCAUAUGUACUAUUCUACCAACUCAGAGAUGGCAUGCUGAAGGGAAACCCAUCUCCCUGCACAAGCAUUGAGCUGAAAUCAGAGGAAUGUGAUGGCAUGGAUACUAACUGAACCUAUGUGGUGGAGUUGAAACGAGUCACGUUGCUUAAUUUGAAAAUGCAUCCGAGAACUGAUUUUGUAAGACUCAAACGAGAAGUCCAGUACAGAAGGAGUCAGUGAGCAGUAAAAAUGGAAACACAGGGGAAGCAAUAAGAUGUCAAGCACUUGGGUAUAUCGUAGCCAAAGAGUUUUAAACCAACUAUAUCUUAGCUGUUCAAUCAAGGGUUCUCUAAAUAUGACCAUGUAUUCUGGCAGAUACUGUGUGGAACCAGGGAUUAUGCUGUUUGACUGGAGCAAUGCAUGUCAGGAAAGAGGUGCUGGGUUGUAAGAGGAAACUCAAAAGUGAUUGUAAGUAGGUUCGAACUCUGUGGUUCGAACUCUGUGCAUUGUAGAAAAUGCAUGAGCUUUGAGGUAACUAUGUACCGCAGAAGUGAACAUUUGGCACAAGUUUCAAUCUUGUGUAGCACAUCUUGCCACCAAGUCCACUGCUGAUAAGGCAUGGUGAGCUUGUGCUUUUUAAAAAACAAAAAUUUAAAAAUUGCAUGUUUGUCCUGGCCCAUUGUGUCCUAUACAGAAGUCUGCUGUAACCAGCAUCUCACAAAUAAAGCACUUAUUUAAGAUUAAAGAAAUAAUCCCAAAGAUGAACUCUGCCCCUCCCCAAUCUUUCCAACAGUAUUGUUCAUGAGACCUGUUCUUCACCAAAAUCCUCUGGAACAUUUAUUUGCUCUAACUCUCAAUCUUUUUAGUAGAGGUCACAUGGUAACCUACAUACUUUAUUCGUAUGUCUCAUUAGGGAGCUGCAACAACUUUCCUUGACAGCUGUUGAGAUUCAGUCUCCAAUUGUGUUCUGUUUUUGUACAGUUUUAGCAGUGCCAGGAAAAGUUCGGAGACCAUAAUAUCUUGAAGGCUACACAGGAAUGGAUAUCCAGUGGCUUGUCUCCUUUUAGAUGUUCUCAUAUCUAUUUUUCUUUCUAGCCAUUUUAAUUCUGUUUCCUUGUGUAAUCUGCUGUUGCCCUUGUACCUCCUUAGGCAUUUUUCCCAUUGGUUGAGAAAUGCAAGACAAAAUGUUGUUUGACUCAUUCCUACCCACAUCCACUUCUCUAAACCUCUGCGUAUUAGAGUAGGGCCUAUAAUUAUACCCAUCAAAGCAGGAUGAAAGACAAGGGCCUUCUAGGGAAGGAGCUUUCUGGUAACACCAUAGAAUUCCAUGUGCACAGCUAUGACGGCUUGAGACAUUUGUUGUUUAAACAUCAUGGGUUUGAAGCCAUCUUGCCACCUAUGUAAGGGUGUUUCAGUUUUGCUCUGAACACGUUCUCAAAGAUUCUCUUCAGCAAAAGUAAGAAAUGUUCCUUUCCUAGACUGGUUCUGUGCUAAUCUUGAUCUGUACAAUACCAGGCAAGGGGUAACCAAUGGUAGAGUCCGGGCACAUCAUUUUAGCAGAAUUGGUUAAAAGUAAUCAAGUGUUCAUUUAGGUUAUAGCAGAAGAGUCCUCUUUGCUGUCACCUGCAUUCUGCUCACUGACAAUCUUCCAGUGAUUACUAUACAGACCUCUAAAGUAGUCCUUCUAAAAUACUGAAAUUUGAGUUUGGUUCAGUUCUUGAUGCUUCUGGAUUUUUUUAAUUGGUUUGAGGGCUUGCCUCAACUGGAUAUUAUUUUCCUGUGCACUUGGGAUGGUGGGUGGGGUAAGGGUUGGAAUUAUUUAAAGGCUAAGUUCAAACUGUAGCAUUGCACUGUUUUGUUUUUGUUUUUUCCUGUUUUUCUGGGUUAUGUUUUCUUUGGAAUGUAACAUUUGGACAGAAAAGGAAACAAAUAUUUAAAAGCAAAGGACAAUUUCAUGUAACCGUAUGUAUUUCUGUUACAUACUGAUUGCAGCAAUCUUUUCACUGCUCUUAGUAUGGUCAGAGCACAUUUGUGUUUAAGUGAGUUUUGGGCUCCUGAACUAAAUUUCUUCCAAAUGCUGUAAAGAUGGUAUUAGGGAUCUGGAUUUGCCUCUGACCAGGCUGGAUCCUAGCUGGUGUGUACAUUCUGUAUAGUGUCAAAGUAUGUUUUUAGACUAGCACUUUGUAAGUUACUUGCUUUACUGUAUAAAGGACAAAAAUAAAAAUGAGUGGAUUGCGCUGA
Molecule: messenger RNA, 5151 nt
Organism: Rhineura floridana
Lineage: Eukaryota; Metazoa; Chordata; Lepidosauria; Squamata; Rhineuridae
Gene: USP4
Product: ubiquitin specific peptidase 4
Exons: 23
Coding region: 16-3042 (1008 amino acids)
Biological process (GO): protein deubiquitination
Molecular function (GO): cysteine-type deubiquitinase activity
Source: RefSeq, a predicted model, not a curated record